Molecule: messenger RNA, 5170 nt
Organism: Synchiropus splendidus (mandarinfish)
Lineage: Eukaryota; Metazoa; Chordata; Actinopteri; Syngnathiformes; Callionymidae
Gene: nfe2l1b
Product: nfe2 like bZIP transcription factor 1b
Exons: 6
Coding region: 528-2933 (801 amino acids)
Biological process (GO): regulation of transcription by RNA polymerase II
Cellular component (GO): nucleus
Molecular function (GO): DNA-binding transcription factor activity, RNA polymerase II-specific; RNA polymerase II cis-regulatory region sequence-specific DNA binding
Source: RefSeq, a predicted model, not a curated record
CUGGCCCUGGCGGAAGCGGCUGUGGUACCGGCCACUUUUUUUUUUAUCAGGAGCUAGACGCGAUAUACGAACACAACCCUCAGUAUUAUGCCUGUUGUUAGUGUGCAAGGGUAGAAUAUGAACGGCUUGACCAAAAUCGGCUGAUGGGACUAUCUGUCUGUAAACGUCAUGAGGUCGAAGAUGGGCGCAGCUUAGGGAGAGGAGGGAGGGACCCUUCCGCUGCUAGCCUGCCCAGCGAGCUUUACCAACUCCUAGACUCACCUUCAGCAGCAUCCUCAAGAAGUAGUUGUCCUUUAAAGGGUGGGUCACCAGAAAAUGUGAUAGAAGACCCUAUUCGAAGAACAAAGCUGUGAAUUGAAACUGGACACAGAAGUGGGAACUUGAUCUUGGCACUUUUCGAUAAAGCAUUGAUCUAUUUAUUUCAUGUGUUCAACUCAAUCUUCUAGUUCAGAAGUGUUGAGCCAGAGUAGUUGGCCCCCUUUUUGUUUUUAUUUUUUAUUUCUACCUUUUUUUCCUUUUGUAAAGAAAUGCUUUACCUGAAAAAGUACUUCACAGAGGGCCUGAUUCAGUUCACCAUCCUCCUGAGUCUCAUUGGGGUCCGGGUGGACUUUGACACCUAUCUGAGCAACCAGCUCCCCCCGCUCAGAGAGAUCAUCCUGGGCCCAAGCUCAGCCUACACUCCCACACAGUUCCACAACCUGCGCAACACGCUGGAUGGCUAUGGCAUACACCCUAAAAGUGUGGACCUCGAUCACUUCUUCACAACUCGGCGUUUGCUGAACCAGGUGCGGCAGCUGGAUCGUCUCUCUGUGCCCAGUACAGAGCUGAACACUUGGCUAGUGCAUCGGGACUCAGAAACAGUUGUGUCCGCCAGUAGCCAAUCCAGCCCCAGCAUCACCCUGGACAAUGGGGCCGACAUAGAGGACAUUAACAACCUUGACGCUACCCCGGCCAUGAGGGCAGGAAGCGGAGCAUCUGAAUCAACGUACAACCUGAACGUAGCAGACAGCAGCCUGGGAGCGGUGGCUCCAGACGGAACGCAGGAGCCAAGCAGCAGAGAUGGCAAUGAUGAUCUUUCCAAAGAGGAUAUUGACUUGAUAGAUAUAUUAUGGCGACAGGACAUCGACCUUGGAGCUGGAAGAGAAGUGUUCAACUACAGCAACCGUCAGAAAGAGAAUGAGGAGGAGGAGGAGGAGAAGCCCAAGGCACAGGAGAACAAGGAGGGAAACGAGGAGCCGGAGAGCUGGAGAAACGGCGUGAACCUUCUGGGAGGCCAGCCAGUAGAUGGCGAGACUGGAGAGAGCAUUCCAGAACAGCUGCCAGCUCUUGGCUCACAGACCUCGCUGUCCCUACAAGAAUGUUUGAGACUUCUGGAAGCUACGUUUCCAUUUGGGGAGGAAUCUGAGUUCCCAGCUCGGGUUUUGGCUCCAGUGUCUGUGGAGGAAGCUCCUUCUACAUCUCAGGGUCUCUCUCUCGCACCACAACUGUCUGUGGUCGAGCCACAGCUGGACCUGGAGCAGCAGUGGCAGGACAUUAUGGCCAUCAUGGAGCUACAAGUGAGUGCAAUGGAGGUGAAUACGUCGCUCCACAUGUCAACGAGCAGCAACACAAGUCAGACGACUGAUGCAAACUCAGCAGGAAGUUUUGGGCUCUCUCCUCACUCUGCAUCAAUCAACCAGAACGUCAGCUUUCACCAGGCUUCACUGCCAAGCUGCAGCCAGAAUGUGCCGCAAGUGUUUCAGACACAGGUGGAUUCGAUUAGCUCUCCUGCGCGACCCUCCAUGCUCCGAGUCUCCUCCAGCAACUCUACCAACAUAAACUCCACAUUUGGAGCCACCAACCUGACUGGGAUCUUCCUACCCCCACCUAUGAACAGUUCCAGCAGCAACAUCACCACAGCUGUCACCAACCCGUCUAUCUUGCAAGACCCCUUCAGCACACUGCUGGAGGAGUCCAUGCUGGACGAGAUCAGCUUACUGGAUCUUGCCAUGGAGGAGGGCUUCAGCCAGGCCCAGGCUUCCCAACUAGAGGAUGAACUUGAUUCCGAUUCUGGCUUGUCCCUAGACUCCAGCCACAGUCCUGCAUCUCCAAGCAGUUCUGAGACCUCCUGCUCUUCUGCUGCCUCCUCCUCAUCAACUUCUGCCACGUUUUCAGAGGAAGGUGCCGUCGGCUAUAGCACAGACUCUGAAGUCACCAAUGCAGAGCCAGAGGAAGGAGCUGUUGGUGGUUAUCAGCCUGGCUUCAGCAAACUCUGCAGGAUGAGCUAUCAGGACCCAUCCCAGUUCCACAACCUCCCUCAGCUCGAGGGCAUCAGCCACAAUCACACGUACAACCUGCCACUUUCCUCUGCUUUCACUGAGCACCCAGAGCUCCCCGGCAAGAAGAACGUUCGAGACAAGAGCUCAAAGUUUCUGCCUCCACAGGACUUCAUAGACAAGCACUCUAGUCGUGACGAACGUCGUGCCCGUGCCAUGAAAAUACCCUUCUCCAACGACAAGAUCAUCAACCUGCCCGUGGAAGAGUUCAACGAGCUUUUGGCCAAACACCACCUGAGUGAAGCCCAGCUGGCUCUGAUCCGCGACAUCCGCAGACGCGGCAAGAACAAGAUGGCAGCUCAGAACUGCCGCAAACGCAAGCUCGAUACCAUCAUCAACCUGGAGCAGGGAGUUCAGGACCUGAGACGCGACAAGGCCCGUUUGCUGAAGGAGAAAGUGGAGUUCAUUCGCUCCAUCCGACAGAUGAAGCAGAAGAUGCAAAGUCUGUACCAGGAAGUGUUCACUCAGCUUCGGGACGAGGAGGGCCGGCCCUAUCCACCCAGCGAGUACUCUCUUCAGUACAGUAAUGAUGGUAGUGUGCUCAUCAUGCCACGGCGCAUUUCCACUGCGGAGCAGAACAGGAAAACGGAGAAGAAACAGAAAGACAAAAAGAAGUGAAACUGCACUUUUCUUUUUAAAUUGGAGAGUUACUUGCAGAUGCCACAGGGAUGCCCCUUAUUUUCCUUUCAGAAGAUUCUGGCGGUUAGAAAACUGGCAGUCGACAUCUCUUCCUGCAUUUUCCGCACUUUUCAUUCUGUUUCAAUGUUUAUUUUCUGAGAAACAACUUUGAUGCAGAAGUAGCUCCCCGUUCGAAUGCUAAUAUUUCAUCAUUUAACUGGGAAAGACGAGGACAACAAAUGAUCUUAGGAUUGUUUUGUCUGGUCGAAUGGGGGGUGGUGAGAACCUAUGCACCUAUUUUGAAGGACCUUCAGAACACGGCACGCCCCAGAGACUUUUGUGAUUCAUGGAGUCACUGAAGAAGAUCGGAGAGAAAAAGGGAGAGGUCAUCUGGAUUCUAUUCAAACCUGACAUCACCAAAGGUUUUUGUGGGACUUCACAUGUUCAUUUCAAUGAGCUGAAAUGUUCUUGACUCUCAGUGAUAUCCAGUCAUGAGUCGAUCUGCGGGUGUAGGUGCAAAGGGCCCAGAUGGUGGCCUGUCAGAUGGAGAGCGAGGUGUUCCCAGGCCAUCCUGGAAGAGUCUGCAAAAGGAGCAGGUGGACACUCUGGGUAGUAGGCACAUGGGGUUGCAAAAUGUAUCCACUUCCUUAUCAAUUAUACAUAGCCGUGUAAUUUGUCUUUAAAGAAGCUUGGCUUUGCGCAUUUUGCUGUGUCUGUUGCUCUUUAAAUGCAGGGGCUGCAUUUAGGGACAGCUCUGAUGAACUACCGUGUACACAAGGUUGGAGCUUUACGUUUGGAAGCCAUGUUUGCAUUCUGGUUUGCAAACGGUCGCAAAGAUCUAACAAACACAGGAGAGAACAUCUGAUACUCUCCCAAAUUGUACUGGCCACCUGAACAAUUUCUUCCUCUAAAUUCCCAAUAUGGUAGAUUCGGAAAGGAGGAGACCUUUGAGUGAAGAAAUUAAACUGAAGUGGAGAGGAAACGUAAGUUGGGAGCAUUUUACAUGCAGUGGUUCCAAGUAAGUGACAUGUGUGGUUGGAGUACAUCAAGCCGUGGUGGCAUGUCGUCUCAGGCAGUAGCCCAGCUCUCACUUUCACGUACCCCGUUGUAUGGGCAGUGGUUUUCCUUCUUUGAUAUGCCCAGUUUGCCAUAUUUCAUGUGCGAUGGGUGCGUACCCCACUAUGUCAGCUUCUCCAUUAGCAUAGAAACUGUGGAUGAUUAUGGCUGCAAAUAUCUAGUACUGAAUUGAAGUGUGGAUGUUGGAGAGAGGAAGUGGGGUCAAUAAGCAAGGAAGCUAAGGAAACAAAGUCUGAUGGUACUUCCCACUGAGAAGACAAAGAACAUGGUGUGAGAGUCAUUAUACCUGUCCUGAUCCGGACUUGCUGCCAUGUCUCUUCGAUAAAUUCUUAGGAAAUUUUUUUUGGCUGAGAACGUGAUAUUAUCAAAAAAAGUCUGACUGCAGUGAUAUUCCUUCCUUCAAACUACUACCAAUCAAGGCAACAAAGUGCAGCUUCAGUCUGCGAUUGAAGAGGUUGCCUCAUUCUGAUUUUUGUUUUGGACCUUGUGCUUCAUAAAUGACGUGAUUUGCCAUUUUCAGCCAGCUGCAAGCAGCUCAAUACAUUAUACUGCUGUAACGCCAAACCACCGACCUGAUCGUUCACGGGUUUGUUUGUUUUCUGUUGUGCUUCACGACAGAGUGAGUUGAUCGUCCGUGCAGAAUGUGUGAAAUGUCUCGUGGCCACUAUGGACUUUGAAUGCCUUUACUUCAUUGUCUUCACUUUUGAGAGUUUUUUGGGCAAAGUCCCCAAAGUAGAAGUGCUAUUACUCGUCGGUUUGAAUGGAGCUCGUCGGCACAUGUGCGACAACUGUCAUUAAGAAGAGUGAGUAGGUCAGUCGAUGCAGCUAUGUUAGCAGUCGGGCUAGAACCUGACUUUUUAAGCCACUUUACAAUACUGAUGUCCGAGAAGUCAUUUUAAAAGAACUGUCCUCAUUAAAUGUGAUAUUCAGGCAUGACACCGGUCAACAUUUACAUUGUAACCCAGUUAGACUAUUUAGGACUGCUACUACGUUUUGUUUUCUUUUUUUGGUCUGUCUUGUUCUGUAAAUAUUUGUGUUUGUCCUACUGUCUCCAUCUACUGUAUCACUAUUUGCUUUCAGUUUGGAUGUAGUUCCCACUGUCUCCAGGAAUUUGCUGGCAAUCAGAUUUCAAGUUAAUUAAUAAAGCGUUCUUAUUUUCA